GCAGCCUGGAGGUCAUCUUUUCACAAACUGAUUUGUUACCAUCGAGUAAAGCUGCAGUUGUUGGAAGAUCUUUCACCAUAACAUAACAUAGAGGAUGUCAAAUUUGAGACAAUUUGACUCUGAUUUUUACCAAUCUAAUUAUACCAUUGAUAAUCAGGAGCCGAGCUGUAAUAAUGCUAACAUCUAUGGAAAUGUUUAUGGAUCCAGCAUACAACAAGCCAGUGAGCAGCCAUAGCCUGCUUUUGCCCCACCGGACACGCUCGUGUCAGCAGACUAUUUGGGACAGCCAGCACCCAACUUGGAUUAUUAUUCACAAUCUCCUUACAUUCACAGUUUUGAUGAAGAGCCUCCUUUGCUAGAAAUAAAUUAAAGAAAACUUGGAAUGCUUCAUCACAUAUGUCAAAAAACCUUGAGAGUGUUAAACCCACUGAAGCCGGCAGAUGGCAGCAUUAUGAAUGAAACGGACCUUACCGGGCCCAUCCUUUUUUGCAUUGCCCUGGGAGUUACCCUGCUUCUGGCAGGAAAAGUUCAGUUUGGUUAUGUGUAUGGCAUGAGUGCCAUUGGCUGCCUAGGGAUUCACACCUUAUUAAACUUGAUGAGCUCUUCAAGGGUGUCCUAUGGCUGCGUGGCGAGAGUGCUGGGUUACUGCCUGCUCCCCAUGGUCGUCCUGUCCAGCUGUGCCAUCUUCUUUUCUCUGCAGGACACCUUUGGAACUGUGCUGGCCCCGGUCAUCAUUGGCUGGUGUAGUCUGUCAGCUUCCAAAAUCUUCAUUUCAGCCUUGGACAUGGAAGGACAGCAGUUUCUUGUUGCCUACCCUUGUGCCUUACUUUAUGGACUUCUUGCUCUCCUCACAGUUUUCUAAAGAGUAUUCGAGAUACUGUUUACAAAAUUCCGUUUGUUUGCUAUUCAGAUUAUGCUGGAAAUGUGUUAGCAUUUGAACAUGGUAAUAUGAUUUCUGUUUUAUUGCUGUUGAGAGAAUAACAAGCAGAGAGACAAAACCAUUUCAGGAUGUUUCUGUAAUAACUUGUUUGGUUUGAAUGAUGUUUUGCUUUUCGGUUUGGUUCAAUAAAACAUUUUAAAACACUUAAAAAUAAAAAGGGAUUUAGUUGUACCAAUGGA
This is a messenger RNA of Manis pentadactyla (Chinese pangolin), 1119 nucleotides long. RefSeq names its product protein YIPF7. The transcript has 6 exons. Gene Ontology annotation, cellular component: trans-Golgi network; membrane. Gene Ontology annotation, biological process: endoplasmic reticulum to Golgi vesicle-mediated transport; vesicle fusion with Golgi apparatus. NCBI's taxonomy places the organism in Eukaryota, Metazoa, Chordata, Mammalia, Pholidota, Manidae. The record is from RefSeq and is a predicted model, not a curated record.